GCCGUAGUAUUCCUCUUUAAAAUCCCUCUCUGAAAAUGUCAUGUCCCAACAAUGUGACUUCUAACUCGUUUUUGAUGGACUCGUUAGCCGGGACCUGCAGAGGGGAGAAUUAUUCCUCUAACCAAGGGAUGUAUAUGCAGUCUGGGAACGAUUUCAACUGUGGGAUGAUGAGGAACUGUGGAAUAAUCCCGUCCCUUUCCAAAAGGGACGAGGUGAAUAACGCCAGCCUCUCUCUCAGCACCUAUCCAUCUUACCUUUCGCAGCUAGACACCUGGUGUGACCCCAAAAAUACUUACCGACUCGAACAACCUGUUGCGAGACAACUCCCCUCCUGCUCGUUCCCGACCAAUGUCAAGGAAGAAAAUGCCUGCUGUAUGUACAAUGCAGACAAAAGGGCUAAAAACGCCACCGAGGCGACCCUCUACCCCAAUCAGAUGCCUGAACCUUGCCUCAGUGACCAUGAAGUCCCCGUGCCUAGCUACUAUCGAACCAGCCAAGGUUAUUCCUCCAUGGAGAAGGCGGCCAGCUGCAACAACCCGACCGAGUUUGAGGCAACUUUCGAACCCAGGGCGAGUCUCAACCCGAGGAGUGACCAUCUGGAGCAGCCGCCGCCGCCACCUCCGCCGCCACCACCUCAGCAACCCCAGCCGCCGCCGCCGCAGCCACAGACCGCCCCACUUCCUCCACCUGGAGCUAAGGCGACCUUCCCCGAAAACCCCAAGCCGGAGAAUCCUCCGAACCCCCCGGCCAACGAAAUCAAAACCGAGAAAAGUCUCCCCGUGGCCAAAAUCAGCCCGUCGGAAUCCGAGAAGGACCUGAACAAAUGCACAGAUACCAGCACUGACAAUUCGGACAACGAAGCGAAAGAGGAUAUAAAGGCAGAAAACACUACAGGAAAUUGGCUGACAGCAAAGAGCGGAAGAAAGAAAAGAUGUCCUUACACUAAACACCAGACGUUGGAACUGGAGAAGGAAUUCUUAUUCAAUAUGUACUUGACCCGCGAGCGCCGCCUGGAGAUUAGCAAGAGUAUUAAUCUAACAGACAGACAAGUCAAAAUCUGGUUUCAGAAUCGCAGGAUGAAACUCAAGAAAAUGAACAGAGAGAACCGAAUUCGAGAACUGACUUCCAAUUUUAAUUUCACCUGAAAGUGUUCACUAAAAGGAGGGGGGAGGGGAAAUCAUUACAAAUCUUGUGCAGUAUUUUUUUUUC
Messenger RNA from Euleptes europaea (tarantolino), 1209 nucleotides. RefSeq names its product homeobox C10 (gene HOXC10). Gene Ontology annotation, cellular component: nucleus. Lineage: Eukaryota; Metazoa; Chordata; Lepidosauria; Squamata; Sphaerodactylidae. The record is from RefSeq and is a predicted model, not a curated record. The transcript has 2 exons. The coding region runs from base 36 to 1145 and encodes 369 amino acids. Gene Ontology annotation, molecular function: DNA-binding transcription factor activity, RNA polymerase II-specific; RNA polymerase II cis-regulatory region sequence-specific DNA binding. Gene Ontology annotation, biological process: regulation of transcription by RNA polymerase II.